Molecule: messenger RNA, 1910 nt
Organism: Vanessa atalanta (red admiral)
Lineage: Eukaryota; Metazoa; Arthropoda; Insecta; Lepidoptera; Nymphalidae
Gene: Bx42
Product: puff-specific protein Bx42
Exons: 13
Coding region: 11-1687 (558 amino acids)
Biological process (GO): mRNA splicing, via spliceosome
Cellular component (GO): spliceosomal complex
Source: RefSeq, a predicted model, not a curated record
AUCAUUAAAAAUGGCGUCACUGUCGAGCUUGCUCCCAGCUCCUGUUCAGCAAGUAUGGGAUCGUGACGAUGAAUUAAAAGCAAAGCGUGUUGGCAGUGCGCUAGUAGUAUCUCAAACUAGCAUCCCUCCAUAUGGCCAAAGGAGAGGAUGGGUGCCUCGAGCGGAGGAAGAUUUUGGAGAUGGAGGUGCAUUUCCUGAAAUCCAUGUGGCUCAAUACCCCCUGGGUAUGGGAGCUAGGGGGAAGGAGAGUACUUCAAACGCAUUGGCUGUACAGUUGGAUGAGUCAGGAAGAGUCAAGUACUCUGCCAUAGCAAGACAAGGCCAUAGUGCUGAUAAGAUAAUAUAUUCGAAACUUACGGAUCUCCUACCAGCAGAGGUUUUAGCAGAGGACGAUCCGACAUUACAGAAGCCAACCGAAGAUGACAUUCAAGACAUAACAGAGAAGACGAAACUAGCAUUAGAGAAGAUAACAAAUGCUAAAAUAUCUGCUGCUAUGCCCGUUAAGGCUGCACCGAAAGCUGCUCCUGCACAAUAUAUACGGUACACACCGGCGCAACAAGGCGGCGCCUUCAAUUCUGGCGCCAAACAAAGAGUUAUUAGGAUGGUGGAGGCGCAGGCGGACCCUAUGGAGCCCCCACGGUUCCAAAUUAACCGCAAGAUCCCUCGCGCGGCGCCCUCCCCCCCGGCGCCCGUACUGCACUCGCCCCCACGCCGCGUAUCCGUCAAGCAGCAGCGCGACUGGAAAGUGCCGCCCUGCGUCUCGCACUGGAAGAACGCCAAGGGAUACACAAUACCUUUGGAUAAGCGUCUAGCCGCGGAUGGACGUGGUCUCCAGCAAGUGCACAUUAACGAGAACUUCUCGAAACUUGCGGAGGCGUUAUACAUAGCUGAUCGUAAAGCCAGAGAGGCUGUGGAAGCGAGAGCGCAGUUAGAGAGGAGAUUAGCACAGAGAGAGAAAGAGAAGAAAGAAGAGCAUUUGAGAAUGUUGGCGCAGAGGGCGAGAGAUCAUAGAGCCGGCAUCCGCAGCCCGUCGGCCGGCGCGACGGAGCCGGGGCUGGCGGCGGAGGAGGGCGAGGCGGCGGGCGAGCUGUCGGCGGCCGAGCGCGAGCGCCUGCGCGGCGAGCGGCACCGCGAGCGCCAGCGCGACCGCAACCUGGCGCGCGCCGCGCCCGACAAGAGAUCGAAACUAGUUAAGGAACGCGAAAGAGACAUCUCCGAGCAGAUAGCAUUAGGUCUUCCAGCAAAAACAGCCCAGGGCGGAGAGGCCAUGUUCGACCAGCGUCUGUUUAAUACCAGCAAGGGAAUGGACAGCGGGUAUGGAGACGACGAAGCCUACAAUGUGUAUGACAAGGCGUGGCGUAAUCAGGACUCCGUGGGAGCGCACAUCUACCGACCCUCGCGAAACGCGGACAAAGAUAACUAUGGUGGAGAUCUUGAAGCCAUCGCUAAUACUAAACGCUUUGUGGCAGACAAAUCAUUCGCUGGCACCAGCAGCAGCAACACCCGUUCCGGACCAGUUCCCUUCGAAAAGGACACACCCAGGGAGGAGCCUUCUCGCAGUACACAAUUAGAUGCAGACUUCGAUCCGUUCGGUCUGGAUCGGUUCUUGAGCGAGGCGAAGCGAGCCGACAAGUCGUCCAGGAAACGAGAUCACCACGAACCGCACGCCAAGAAACGAAGGGAAUGAAUUAUAAAUACAAACUGCAUGUGUUCGUUAGUUGCAAGUGUAGCAUUAAGGGAUUUCGUUAUGUUCAUUCGCAUUUUCAGUUAUAGUCUCUGAUCUUUUAGUCGUAAUGCUAGAAAAUAUUUCAAUAUCAUUUUUUUUAUUUGGAUUCGUAAUUAGGUUAAGUUAUCUUAGGUAAACGUAACUGUACAUUAUGUAGAUUUGUAAUAAAAAUAAUCACUAAGGA